Molecule: messenger RNA, 1067 nt
Organism: Temnothorax curvispinosus
Lineage: Eukaryota; Metazoa; Arthropoda; Insecta; Hymenoptera; Formicidae
Exons: 1
Coding region: 120-1067 (315 amino acids)
Biological process (GO): DNA integration
Molecular function (GO): nucleic acid binding
Source: RefSeq, a predicted model, not a curated record
CGUUGCAUUACCUACUACUGCAGCAUUUUUGGAUUCUGGGGGCCCAUCAGGCCAUCAAACGUUGUUUGUCGCGUUGUUACCAAUGUUUCCGGGCGAACCCGCGUACCUUGCAGCCGCCCAUGGCGGACCUACCGCUCGACCGGGUACGUCAGGCCAAACCCUUCUCAAUCGCCGGGGUCGACUACGCGGGCCCCUUCUUCGUAUAUAAUCGUCGUUCUCGCGGGGCAACGCCGUUCAAGGCGUACGUGUGCAUUUUCGUUUGCUUUACCACAAAGGCGGUUCAUUUGGAACUUGCUUUUUCCUUAUCUACAGACUCGUUUUUGUCGGCUCUGAGGCGUUUCAUCGCUAGGCGCGGUCGCUGCUCGCGGAUCUACAGCGACUGCGGCACCAAUUUCGUGGGGGCUCAGCGCGAGCUCGUCAGCUGCAUGGAGGCGGCCUCAGGGCGAGAACAAAUCCAGUGGUCCUUUAACCCCCCUUCCGCGCCACACUUUGGUGGCCUCUGGGAAGCGGGGGUUAAGGCGACAAAAACCCACUUGAAACGCGUGGUGGGAGCGCAGAUCCUCACGGUGGAGGAAUUCAGUACCCUCCUAGCACAGGUAGAAUCCAUCCUGAAUUCCCGACCUUUGUGCCCCACCAGCUCGGAUCCCCACGACCUCGGGGUGCUCUCCCCGGGGCACUUUAUCACAUUAGAGCCGCUCGUAGCGGUUCCCUAUCCCGACCUAGACCCGGUGCCGAUAGGCAGACUCGAUCGAUGGCAGAUGGUGCAGCACAUGCACCAACAGUUCUGGAAACGGUGGCAUGAAGAAUAUCUACACACCCUCCAGCAACGACCAAAGUGGCUAAAGCCGGCUGACGCGAUAUCAAAGGGCACGUUGGUCCUUCUAAAAACCGAAAACGCCCCUCCUCUGGCGUGGAGACGAGAGCGCGUCGAGGAAUUGCAUCCGGGUCGUGACGGGGUCGCCCGGGUCGCUACGGUGAGGACGGCGGAUGGCCUCCUUAGUCGCCCUCUGGUGAAGCUGUGCCCUCUGCCGAUGGACGGCUCACCGGAGGGACUCGCUCAAACAUAG